Messenger RNA from Vigna radiata var. radiata (mung bean), 3062 nucleotides. Its product is annotated as V-type proton ATPase subunit a2-like. The record is from RefSeq and is a predicted model, not a curated record. Lineage: Eukaryota; Viridiplantae; Streptophyta; Magnoliopsida; Fabales; Fabaceae. Gene Ontology annotation, cellular component: proton-transporting V-type ATPase, V0 domain; vacuolar proton-transporting V-type ATPase complex. Gene Ontology annotation, molecular function: proton-transporting ATPase activity, rotational mechanism; ATPase binding. The coding region runs from base 246 to 665 and encodes 139 amino acids. The transcript is spliced from 7 exons. Gene Ontology annotation, biological process: proton transmembrane transport; vacuolar acidification.
UUUACCAAUGAACUCUUUUUCUGUAGAACCAGAGCAUUUGCCUCACAGUUUGGUUAAUUUAUUUUGUGUUUGUUGUUUUUUAGAAGUCCUAACGGUGAAUCGAGGUCGCUCUCUCCCAACGAUGGAUCUGCUACAGUCAGAGCCUAUGCAAAUAGUUCGAUUGCUCAUUCCAAUCGAAUCAGCUUAUCGAUCCAUCUCUUACCUCGGCGAUCUCAGCCUUUUCCAAUUCAAAGACAUGUGAGGAAAUGGCGCGUAGGCUGCGGUUUUUUAAGGAACAAAUGACGAAAGCAGGUGUAUCACCCUCAACGUGGCCAGCAGUUAAACUUGAAGAACUUGAACCUGGUCUUCAGAUUAACGCAAAUAAUGAGAAGUUGAAACACGCUUACAAUGAGCCAUCAGAGGAUAAACUUGUUCAAAAGAAGAUAACUGCUGAAAGAUCUAUUGACAGCCCAUUAUUAUUGGAACAGGACACGACAACAAAGCAGAUUAAGCUGGGGUUUAUCGGUGGACUUGUUUCGAGGGAAAAAUCAGUUACAUUCGAAAAAAUUCUAUUUCGUGCUACUGGGGGAAACCUUUUUCUCAAACAGUCAAACAGGCCCUGGUUGAACAUUCUGUUCUUGAUCUUUUGUCAGGGGAGAAGGUUUCAGGAAGACUUGCAGAAUUGAAGACUCCAUGCAGGAUUGCUUCACCGGAGCACUCUAUUGCAGACAAUUGGAUAUCACCAUGAGCAGUGGAGCCUUCAGUUUUGUUUCAUUUUAGAUAAAGUAUAUCAUUGUUUUUCAUGUUUUCCUUUUAAGCUUUAUUGCUAAGCUUCUGCAAUUAAUGUGCAUUCCAAUGUUAGCAUUUCUUCCUUUUUAACUUAUUGAUGAAGGAAAAAUGCAUCUAUUACACUCUAAAUAUGCUAAGUAUGAAUGCGACAAAGAAAUGUCCUAUUUUUGCAAUAAACCAGGUCUGUCCUUGAAUUGUGAUUUAAUUUCUGAUGCGUUGUGCUGAAGCAUACGCGUAAUGCCGUUUUUAUGGAUGGCAUAGCUAAUUAAUUUAUUCAAUACUUGGCAGAUUCACAAAGUAUUUCAGCAGUUCUCAAGUUGAGGCGAUAUUUCAGGUUUUAGGGACAGAGGAAUCACAGCCUACCUAUUUUUGCACAAACAAUUUACUUCUUUUCAAGAAAUAGUAGAUGCCUAUGGGUGCUUUAUGUAGCCCUCAGCAUAAGAAUUUCAAAUUUCAUUCUCCUCUUAUUGAAAAAAAUCCUCAUCAGGUAAUUAUGAUUUGACUUGCACUUUCAAUCAUAAAGAAUCAUGCCUAAAUAUUCAAUAAUUUUAAUCCAAUGUGAUGGCGUAUGUUAUACGGGUCCUCUUGGUCGCUCUAACUUUACUCGUUUGUUUAUUUGUUUUGUUAUAGCUGAGAACAAAUAUAGAAAGUGAAAUCACUACAAUAUUAGCUUCUGUCAUAGUUGGUGGCUUGUUAGCAGCAACAAUUUGUCACUCUUUAUUCUUGGAAUGUGACCAGUACAGAUCAUAAAAUAUCUAGGGAUUAAUAUAAAGAGAUUAUCCCCUAUCUUUAUAAUUGCAUUAUGAGUCCCGCCAAAAUGCGCUGCCCCCCAAUUUUAAAAUGAAACUUUGGUGAAGAUUCCCAAACCCCAGUAACAAUAUAAGAAGUGAAAAAAAAAUUACUUUACCUCCAACUAUUUAUUUUAUUCCUUCUCAUGCAAGCUACCUUGCUCUACUUCCACGAUAUUUUCCAUUCUUCUUCAUUCUCGAUUAAGUCUCAUUUCCUCUUUGUUUUCUUUGCCAUGGAUCUCAUGUGGUCUAAAUUAUAGAUUUAUCAUCUUUUACAUUGAUUUGUUUUUCGUAGGUCAACAUAGAAAUAGUGUAUUUUAUCUCUCUAUUGUCAGGAUAUGUUGACAGCUAUAGCCUAUAUAGGUAAGAAAUCAAUCUUAGGCCCGUAAAUCAUGCAAAAAAAAAAUAAAAUCUCGAUUAGAUCGAAGUUUAUAUCGUAUUUAUAAAUUAUCAUAUUAACCCAACAUUUUCCUACUCCAAUGAUGUAUCAAGUAUAUUAAAUUUAUAGUGUAGCAUACUUUUUGAAAAACUGGGGACUGGCAUAAGAUAAUUAACUCUUUUGGCCAACAUCCCAAGAUACAGGUUUCCAAUUUUUACAGACCUUACAAAGGUGACAAAUGUAUUUUAUGUAAUCAAAUUAGGAUUUGUGUUUUCUUUUAGAGUGUGUCUGGCUAGCCUUUCUAUUAAUAUCUAAUAUUGCUGAUGUGUUUUUUGCCACAGUAAUCAAGUCAUCAAAGUCCAAUAACCGAUUCUUUGUGGCUUCUUGAUCUAUUGAUAAUCAACCUGAAACUAAAAUAAUUGUUAUUUCUUGACAGAGUCGUCAAGUACCACGAAGCAAAUCCUGGUUUAUACGCAAUUAUAACGUUUCCAUUCCUUUUUUUGCUGUAAUGUUCGGUGACUAGGGUCAUGGCAUAUGCCUACUACUGGCUGCUUUGUAUCCCGUAAUCAGAGAGAAAGAAUUUUCCAGUCAGCUACUUAACUCAAAGUCAUCGAUUUUUUGUAGUCAAUCCGAAUAUUUCCUCCUGUUUUAUUUUAUGUCUAUCAGUUUGUUCAAUGUUGUUAAUAACGACGGAAACUCGGAGACUUAAUGGAAAUGGCUUUUGGUAUACGCUAUAUUAUUACGAUGAUGGAACUCUUCUCAAUAUGAACUGUCCACUGUUUCAUUGAUGUUAGCUUGUCUUACUACUUUUGGCACUUGUUUUUUGUACCAUGGAUGCUAGCACCGAAGCCGUUUCUCCCGAAGAAGCAACAUGAAGAAAGGCGUCAAGGUCAAUCUUACUCUUUGCUAUACAAGACGGAUGAUCCUGUCGAAUCAGAGUCACAUAGUGUUCCCCGUGACCAUGAUGAGUUUGACUUCAGCGAGGUUUUGGUGCAUCAACUCAUACAUAUAAUCGAAUUUGCGCUUCGAUCUACGUUUUCGGGCCCUCAGGUUGGUAGUUGAUAGCCUUCGAUUCUGGUCUGUAAAAUUUUGUUUCAAUUAAUCAAAAUUCAACAUGGACAUGGAAA